This is a messenger RNA of Scophthalmus maximus (turbot), 1642 nucleotides long. It is a transcript of the gene amn, whose product is annotated as amnion associated transmembrane protein. The transcript has a single exon. The record is from RefSeq and is a predicted model, not a curated record. Gene Ontology annotation, cellular component: apical plasma membrane; endocytic vesicle. The coding region runs from base 1 to 1428 and encodes 475 amino acids. Gene Ontology annotation, biological process: intracellular protein localization; receptor-mediated endocytosis. Lineage: Eukaryota; Metazoa; Chordata; Actinopteri; Pleuronectiformes; Scophthalmidae.
AUGCCGGAAGCACCGGACGUGCUGCUUCUCUUCUGUCUCGUCGGGGCGGCGGACGCCCUGUACAAACGGUGGAUCCCUGACACCAACUACGAGAACGAGACCAACUGGGACAAGGGAGCCGUGCCGUGCGGCAAUGACGUGGUUCGGUUUUCAGCCCAGACACAAGUGUCUGUGUUUGUGGAGAGCGCACACGCCGUGCGGGAGACGAGGCUGCCAGUUGACGGGGAGUUCAUCCUGAACUCGGGGGGCGGAUUCUACGCUUCGGCCGGACGAGAGCCGGGCUGCGGACCCGGGGUCGCGACCCGGUUCAAAGACCCGGGCUCUCUGCGGUGGUUCGACCCGGCCCUGUGGCAGGCGGCGGCAUCACUGGACGACCUGCGGCGCGGACGCUUCCUGUUCUCGGUCCACGAGGAGAGUGUCCCCUGCCGGUGGGACGACGUGGUUUUCAGAGCCCUCUCCUCCUUCAGAGUGGACACCGGCUCCGGCGGGUCGAGCGUCCCCGUGAGAGCUGUGUCCGUGCGCGGGAAGGUGUUCGACGGCAGAGCGGAGUUCGCGCAGUAUCUCAGCUCGCGCUCCGGUCGGCUGCAGUUUCACGGAUCGUCCGCGGUCACUGUGGGGAAUCCGGGCUGCGGGGAUCCUUCCGGCUGCGAGUGUGGCAACUCCGCGAACCGUCGGCGGAUCUGCAGCAGCGUAACAUGUGCGUCUGUGGAGUGCAAGAAGCCCCUCCUCCCCGUCGGACACUGCUGCGAGGUGUGCGGCGCCAUCGUCACCAUCCGCUAUGCCGCGGGUUUCGACCUGCAGACCUACAGGCAACGGAUCCAUCACCUGUUCCUCGUCCUGCCAAAAUACAAAUCCGUCCAGCUGGGCAUGUCUAAGGUCUCCAGGUCACGGCGCCUGAUGGGGAUCGUCCCUUUCGGCGCCUCGCCUGAGGUCCAGCUGACUCUUCUGGACGGAGAGAAGGGGGCGGAGUCAGAGGCUCUGGCCUGGGACGUGGUGAGCGAUGCUCGCUCGCAUGGCUCCGUCCUCGGCAUCGCCGGGGCCGAGUUUCGAGCCUCCUCUGGCGGCGGCGGCGGCAGCAGCGACCAGUCGGGAGCCAGUGCAGGGACGGUGGUGGGAGUUGUGCUUGCAGUUUUCGUCGCGAUUGCUAUUGUCAUUGUGGUCGCCCUGAUUCGCAGGGGCGUUGUUAGGAUGCCAUCAAUGCCGUCGGCGCCUUCUCUGAGCAGCUUCACGAGAAAGAAGGAUGGCGAAGAACUCGGCGGGCCUCUCGACCGUGGAUACGAUAACCCGAUGUUUGACAACCUCAACAUGCUGCCUGAUGUACCUGGUCUGCAUGGGAAUGAAGCUAACUCAAUUUCCAUCACACAGACAGGUGGUGUGUACUUUGCGAAUCCAGUUUAUGAUGAGAAUGAAACUGAUUUUAAUGCCUGAAGUUGACCGCAAUGAAUUUUAAGGGAGGUUAAUGAUUUUCAAAAGUACUUUUGCAUCAACUUGAUGAUUUUACACACCCUCCACGAGCAAUAAAUCCCCCUACAGCUUACGUGAUAAUUCAGUAAUGUAAAUAAACGUUCACAAAUGCCUGACAGCCAUUUAAGAUUUUAAUAACUGAAUAAACUUGUGAGACAAAUAAAAUGAUUUGUUGGCA